Messenger RNA from Plenodomus lingam JN3, 585 nucleotides. RefSeq lists its product as uncharacterized. Gene Ontology annotation, molecular function: peroxiredoxin activity. The record is from RefSeq and is a predicted model, not a curated record. Lineage: Eukaryota; Fungi; Ascomycota; Dothideomycetes; Pleosporales; Leptosphaeriaceae.
AUGCGCCUCGAUUACAUUCCCGAUCCUCCAAACUUCAAGAGUCCAGAAGACCAAGCCGUUGUAGAACGUGUCCUUCAAAGGCGGGGCGAAAAGGGACUCAUAGCGCUUGAUCGAACGUUGCUUCACACGCCCCCAGUUGCUGAUGGCUGGAACGCUUUCCUCGGCGCCAUCCGUACAAAAACCUCUCUGCCAACUUCGAUCCGCGAAAUAGCAAUAUGCCGCGUCGCCGUCUUAAACAAAGCAUGGUAUGAAUGGGACUCUCACUCUCCCAUCCUCGCCUCUGCCCCCGGCAUAACCGCCACCCAAAUCUCUGCAAUCCUAUACUCCCCUCCACACCAACCCGACACCACAGUCCUCGAUCCCGCCCAUGCAGCCCUCCUCUCAUACACCGAUGCCAUGACGCUCGACGUCCGCGUCAGCGACACCGUGUUUGCGUGCCUGAAGCAGGAGUUCAACGAUCAGGAGAUCGUAGAGAUUACGGCAACGAUUGCGAGUUAUAACUGCGUGAGUCGUUUUUUGGUGGCGCUGGAUGUGGGGGAAAGGAAUGCGCAGGCAGGGCCAACGAAAAGGGCGGAAGGGGGUUAG